This is a messenger RNA of Nerophis lumbriciformis (worm pipefish), 1884 nucleotides long. It is a transcript of the gene chrng, whose product is annotated as cholinergic receptor, nicotinic, gamma. Gene Ontology annotation, biological process: monoatomic ion transmembrane transport. NCBI's taxonomy places the organism in Eukaryota, Metazoa, Chordata, Actinopteri, Syngnathiformes, Syngnathidae. Gene Ontology annotation, molecular function: transmembrane signaling receptor activity; acetylcholine-gated monoatomic cation-selective channel activity. The record is from RefSeq and is a predicted model, not a curated record. Gene Ontology annotation, cellular component: postsynaptic membrane.
CACACACACACACAUUGAUGGAUUCUAGAUUGUCCGUGCCACUCUUCAUUAGGCUACUUUUGAUUUCUGCAACAGCCUCUUCAGUCAACCUGGAGGGGGAACUCUUCAAAGAGCUGAUGAAGGGCUACAACAAGAACGUGCGUCCCAUGGAGAAGAGCGGGGAUGUGACGCGGGUGUACAUCAAGAUGACGCUGACCAACCUCAUCUCCCUGAAUGAAAAAGAGGAAGCUCUGACGACGAGUGUUUGGAUCCAACUGAAAUGGUGCGACUACAGACUGAGGUGGGACCAACCACCCAGGUCAGCACGGUACAAGAACUUGACUUCUGAGCUCCGCGUGCCCUCAAAGAGCAUCUGGCUGCCUGAUGUCAUCUUGGAGAACAAUGUGGACGGACAGUUUGAAGUGGCGCUCUACUGCAACGCUCUGGUGUCUCCUAAUGGCUGCGUGGAAUGGCUGCCACCCGCCAUCUAUCGCAGCGCUUGUGCCAUAACGGUCAACUAUUUCCCCUUCGACUGGCAGAACUGCACCAUGGUGUUCCGCUCCCAGACCUACAGUGCCCAGGAGAUUGAGCUGGUUCUCAAAGAGGAGGACAAUCGCACGCUAGAGUGGGUCGAUAUUGACCCUGAAGCUUUUACAGAAAAUGGAGAGUGGGCCAUCAAACACAGGCCAGCUAAGAAGGUGAUUCACAACCAGUAUACAAAAGAUGACCUGGAGUACCAGGAAGUGGUCUUCUUCCUCAUCAUCCAGAGAAAGCCUCUUUUCUACAUCAUCAACAUCAUCGCUCCGUGUGUGCUCUUCUCCUCUCUCUGCCUGCUGGUGUACUACCUCCCUGCUAAAGCCGGUGGCCAAAAGUGCACCAUGUCUAUCGCCACUCUUCUGGGCCAGACUGUGUUCCUCUUCCUCAUCGCCAAGAAGGUUCCAGAGACCUCAAAGGCAGUUCCUCUUAUUGGAAAGUAUUUGAUGUUCGUGAUGUCGGUGACCACCAUGGUGGUGAUGAACUGCGUGAUCGUCCUCAACGUUUCCCUGAGAACUCCAAGCACUCACAUAAUGUCGGACAGAGUGAGGAAGCUCCUUCUGAACGUUCUGCCUCGACUGCUGAGGAUGCGAAUGCCGCCGUGGGCGCCCAAUGACCACGCCUCCUCUGAAGCCUGCGCCGCCGACGCCCCGAACAGCAAUGGCGACGCUGGAGUCGAUGACGGGCAGAACGUGCUUUUGGCCCCCUGCCGACGCCGCAGCUCGAUGAUGCUCAUCAACAAGGCGGAGGAAUAUACUCUAAAAACAGCUCGGACGGAGCUCAUGUUUGCCCGACUCAAAGAGAGAAAGGGACUGAUGAAGUCAGUGUUUGAGAAGUUGAACAAGGGCCUGGAGGAAGGAACGUCCGAAAAGCUUGGCUACAGUUUGGCUAAAGCUGCCCCGGAACUGAAGCAAUGCGUGGCGUCGUGCAAACACAUCGCCGAAACGACAAAGCAGCACAACAUCUUUCAAAAUGAGAAUGAAGAGUGGUUCCUGGUCGCCAGGGUAAUCGACCGGGUCUGCUUUAUCAUCAUGGCUCUGCUCUUCUUCAUCGGCACCAUAGGUGUCUUCUUGAUGGGUCACUUCAACCAGCCUCCUUCCUCUCCUUUUCUGGGAGACCCCAAGAAGUAUCUCCCUGUGAUGAACAAUCUCACUGACAGCAGGGCUGGCGUAGAUCCCUUGGGAUGAAUGGCAUCUUCAUGUUUGUUGAAUCCUGUGUGUCACUUCUGGUGGGUCAACUCCAGGUUUGACUGACGUAUCACAAACUGUGUAUAACUGUAAAAAAAAUAAAUACAAAUAAACAUACUGUACAUAGAUAUGUGACCAACAGCAGUGAACAUUCGUGUCAAUUGCAAACUUGCUGUAUUAUUUA